Messenger RNA from Durusdinium trenchii, 686 nucleotides. NCBI's taxonomy places the organism in Eukaryota, Dinophyceae, Suessiales, Symbiodiniaceae. The record is from the annotation of a GenBank genome assembly.
GACGCGGAGAAGAACCUUCGUGAUGGUUUGUGGAAAGAUUCAAUUGAAGGUCCACCAGGCGAGCAUGAAGAGCAGUUCGCUGAUGAGGCCACAAUGGAAGAAGUUCGACAGUUGGCGCCUGAGACGCUUCCCAGAAGCCGCGACUACUGGCAGCUCACCGACGCAGGUGCCGUGCGAGUACAUGUUGAACCUCGGCAUGAACUUUAUGCUCCACAACCACAAGAUGAAUGUCCUCUGCCCCUCGACACCUUGGCAGACGACAGACAGACCUACAUCCACGACCUUGAAGAGCAGCCUGAGAUCGACCAGUGGCGUGAUGAGAGAUCUGCAAAGUUCUACGAGCAGCCUUGGACAGGCACCACAACAUUUUUCCGGAAGCGACUGCCCGUUGAAGUGGCCAGCCCUGAAGUACCUGCUGAAGGCACAAUGCUUCCAUCGACGGCUUCACCACCAACAGGUCUUCGUCUUCCAGUACCUCAACGAUCUGAAGACCGUGCUGCUGUCAGCCCUCAAGUGAUUCAGCAGCAACAGCAGAAUUAUGACCAGCGACGGGUCACCAUCAAUGUGAGAGAUGGUAUGCCCACUGAAGCACUCCUGCCCGACAUGCCGGCCAAAAGGCCCUUUGACGCUAUGCUGGCGUCGGUGAUGUUCACGCACCGAUGGGACAUCUUCGACGACAACACCAU